CGCUCGGGCCCGGCCGCUGUCCGCGCCGCGCCGCUCCUCCCAUACCUGCGCGGGGCGCGGCGCCGCCUCCCCCGCCCGCCACUCCCGGCCGCCGCGGCCGGACUAAAGGUCGCGCCGGGCCCGAGCGAGCGGCCGCCGCGUCGGUCCAGUCCAGGAAGCGGGUGCCGAGCCGGUCACCCCGGGAAAGUGUGGGAGCGGGAAGAUGGCGCCAGGGGCACCGGCCGCGCACUAAGCCCCGCGCCCACCACCCCUCCACCUCCCGCGCCCCUCCGCGCCCCGGCCCCGAGCGCCCCGCGCGCCCCGCCGCCCGCCAGGCGCGACGCCCCCGGCCUCGGGCCCGGACCCGCGGGGGUCAUGUCGCUCAGCGAACUCUACAGCCAGUACACCAAGGUCUGGAUCCCUGACCCUGAGGAGGUGUGGCGCUCGGCCGAGCUGACCAAGGACUACCAGGACGGGGACACGAGCCUGCAGCUGAGCCUGGAAGAUGGAACGGUUCAGGAAAUCCCCAUUGAUGUCCAGAGCAACCAGCUGCCCUUCUUGCGGAACCCAGAUAUCUUGGUGGGUGAGAAUGACCUCACUGCCCUAAGCUAUCUUCACGAGCCUGCAGUUCUGCAUAAUUUGAAGGUCCGGUUCCUGGAGUCCAACCACAUCUACACAUACUGCGGUAUCGUGCUUGUUGCCAUCAAUCCUUACGAACAGUUGCCAAUCUACGGACAAGAUGUCAUCUAUGCGUACAGCGGCCAGAACAUGGGGGACAUGGACCCCCACAUCUUUGCUGUGGCGGAAGAGGCCUAUAAGCAGAUGGCCAGAGAUGAGAAGAACCAGUCCAUCAUCGUCAGCGGCGAGUCAGGGGCCGGCAAGACCGUGUCGGCCAAGUAUGCCAUGCGCUACUUUGCCACGGUGGGUGGCUCAGCCAGCGACACCAACAUCGAAGAGAAGGUGCUGGCAUCCAGCCCCAUCAUGGAGGCCAUUGGAAAUGCCAAAACCACACGCAAUGACAACAGCAGCCGCUUUGGGAAGUACAUUCAGAUUGGCUUCGACAAGAGGUACCACAUCAUCGGGGCCAACAUGAGAACCUACCUGUUGGAGAAGUCCAGAGUGGUCUUCCAGGCUGCUGACGAGAGGAACUACCACAUCUUCUACCAGCUGUGCGCAGUGGCCAGCCUCCCCGAGUUCAAAGAGCUGGAGCUCACCUGUGCAGAGGACUUCUUCUACACGUCGCAGGGAGGGGACACGUCCAUCGAGGGUGUGGAUGAUGCAAAGGACUUUGAGAAAACACGCCAGGCCUUCACCCUCCUUGGAGUGCGAGAGUCCCAUCAGAUAAGCAUUUUUAAGAUAAUUGCUUCUAUCCUGCACCUCGGAAACGUGGAAAUCCAGGCAGAGCGUGAUGGCGAGUCCUGCAGCAUCUCGCCCCAGGAUGAACACCUGGACACCUUCUGCCGCCUGCUGGGCGUGGAGCAGUCGCAGAUGAAGCACUGGCUGUGCCACCGCAAGCUGGUGACCACGGCGGAGACCUACGUGAAGACCAUGUCCCUGCAGCAGGUGGUCAACGCGCGCGACGCCCUGGCCAAGCACCUGUACGCACAGCUGUUCGGCUGGAUCGUGGAGCAGGUGAACGAGGCCCUGCGCAGCACCCUCAAGCAACACGCCUUCAUCGGGGUCCUGGACAUCUACGGGUUCGAAACCUUUGAGGUCAACAGCUUUGAGCAGUUCUGCAUCAACUAUGCCAACGAGAAGCUCCAGCAGCAGUUCAACUCGCACGUCUUCAAACUGGAGCAGGAAGAGUACAUGAAGGAGCAGAUCCCUUGGACUCUGAUUGAUUUCUACGACAACCAGCCCUGCAUCGACCUCAUCGAGGCCAAGCUGGGCAUCUUGGACCUGCUGGAUGAAGAGUGCAAGGUGCCCAAAGGGACUGACCAGAACUGGGCUCAGAAGCUGUAUGACCGACACGCGGCAAGCCAGCACUUCCAGAAACCCCGCAUGUCCAACACCUCCUUCAUCGUCAUCCACUUCGCCGACAAGGUGGAGUACCUCUCCGACGGCUUCCUGGAGAAGAAUCGGGACACGGUGUACGAGGAGCAGAUCAACAUCCUGAAGGCCAGCAAGUUCCCGCUUGUGGCCGACUUGUUCCACGAUGACAAAGACCCCGUCCCUGCCACCACCGCUGCCAGUAAGGGCUCGUCCUCGAAGAUCAACAUCCGCUCGGCCAGACCCCCCCUGAAGGCCUCCAACAAGGAGCACAAGAAAACCGUGGGCCACCAGUUCCGUGCCUCCCUGCACCUGCUCAUGGAGACUCUGAACGCCACGACACCACACUACGUCCGCUGCAUCAAGCCCAACGACGAGAAGCUCCCAUUCCACUUUGACCCCAGGAGAGCAGUGCAGCAACUCCGGGCGUGCGGGGUGCUCGAGACCAUCCGGAUCAGUGCGGCCGGCUACCCGUCCAGGUGGACCUACCAUGACUUCUUCAACCGCUACCGGGUGCUGGUGAGGAAGAAAGACCUGGCCAACACGGACAAGAAGGCCGUCUGCAGGUCGGUCCUGGAGAGCCUCCUCAAGGAUCCCGACAAGUUCCAGUUCGGCCGCACCAAGAUCUUCUUCCGGGCAGGCCAGGUGGCCCACCUGGAGAAGCUGCGGGCCAACAGGUUCCGGACGGCCACCAUCAUGAUCCAGAAGACCGUGCGGGGCUGGCUGCAGAGGGUGCGGUACCGCCGGCUGCGGGGGGCCACCUUGACGCUGCAGCGCUACUGCCGGGGGCACAUGGCUCGCAGGCUGGCUGAGCAUCUGCGCAGGACCCGGGCGGCCGUGGUGCUCCAGAAGCAGUACCGCAUGCACAGGGCCCGCCAGUCCUACCGACGUGUGCGUGACGCCAUUGUGGUCAUCCAGGCCUUCACCCGGGGCAUGUUCGUGAGAAGAACCUACCUCCAGGUCCUCACGGAGCACAAGGCCACCGUCAUCCAGAAGCACGUGCGUGGCUGGAUGGCACGCAAGCGCUUCCAGCAGCUCCGGGAUGCCGCCGUGCUGAUCCAGUGCGCCUUCCGGAUGCUCAAGGCCAGGCGGGCUCUGAAGGCCCUCAAGAUCGAGGCCCGCUCGGCCGAGCACCUGAAACGCCUCAACGUGGGCAUGGAGAACAAGGUGGUCCAGCUGCAGCGCAAGAUCGAUGACCAGAACAAGGAGUUCAAGACGCUGUCGGAGCAGCUGUCAGCGGCCACGUCCACGCACUCCAUGGAGGUGGCCAGGCUGAAGAAGGAGCUGGCCCAGUACCAGCGUAGCCGCGAGGAGGACAGCAGCCCCCGGCUGCAGAGCGAGCUGGAGAGCCUGCGGGACGAGCUGCGGAGAGCGCAGGACGAGCGCACGGUCCUGGAGGACGAGCACGCCAGGGAGAAGAGCGAGCUGAGAAAGCGCGUGGCCGAGCUGGAGCAGGAGAACGCGCUCCUCAAGGACGAGAAGGAGCAGCUCAACCUCCAGAUCCGGAACCAGUCCACAGACCAGUCUGCCCGGAACUCGGCCCAGGGGGAGGCCCUGGCGGCCAAGGAGCUGGAGGAGGAGCGAGCCCGCUACCAGAACCUCGUGAAGGAGUACUCGCGGCUCGAGCAGAGAUACGACACCUUGCGGGAUGAGAUGACCAUCAUCAAGCAAACCCCAGGCCAUCGGCGGAACCCAUCCAACCAAAGUAGCUUAGAAUCGGACUCCAAUAACCCGUCCAUCUCCACGUCUGAGGUUGGAGACACAGAGGACACCCUCCAGCAGGUGGAGGAAGCCGGCCUGGAGAAGGCCGCCAUGGACCUGACCGUCUUCCUGAAGCUGCAGAAGAGGGUGCGGGAGCUGGAGCAGGAGCGGAGGAAGCUGCAGGCACAGCUGGAGAAGCGCGAGCAGGACAGCCAGCAGGGCCAGGUGGAUCCAGCCAAGAACGAGGCGGACUUGGCCCAGGACGAGGAUCUGGCCUACAACAGUCUGAAGAGGCAAGAGCUGGAGUCGGAGAACAAGAAGCUGAAGAACGACCUGAAUGAGCUGAGGAAAGCCGUGGCCGCCCACGCCGCCCAGGGCAGCCCCCCACCCGGCUCCCCCGACGGCUACAGCCUGCUGCUCAACCAGCUCAAGCUGGCGCACGAGGAGCUGGAGGUGCGCAAGGAGGAGGUGCUCAUCCUGAGGACACAGAUCGUCAGCGCCGACCAGCGCCGGCAAUCCGGGAAGAACAUGGACAUCAAUGCCAGGACGAGCUGGCCCAACAGCGAGAAGCACGUGGACCAGGAGGACGCCAUCGAGGCCUACCACGGGGUCUGCCAGACCAACAGAAAGACAGAGGACUGGGGCUAUUUGAACGAAGACGGGGAGCUCGGCCUGGCCUACCAGGGCCUAAAGCAAGUUGCCAGGUUGCUGGAGGCGCAGCUGCAGGAGCAGAGCCGCGAGCACGCGCGGGAGGCCGAGGAGCUGCGGGCGCAGGUGGAGGCGCUGCGGGAGGAGCUGGCGGGUCAGCAGCAGACCUUCUGCCAGGCGCUGCUGCUCUCGCCCGAUGCCCAGGUGGAGUUCGGCGUCCAACGGGAGAUCUCGCGGCUGACCAGCGAGAACCUGGACCUCAAAGAAGUGGUGGAGAAGCUGGAGAAGAACGAACGCAAGCUCAAGAAGCAGCUGAAGAUCUACAUGAAGAAAGCGCAGGACCUGGAGGCAACCCAGGCACUGGCCCAGAGCGACAGGGGGCGGCAAGAGCUGCACAGGCAGGUGACCGUGCAGCGGAAGGAGAAGGACUUCCAGGGCAUGCUGGAGUACCACCACGACGACGAGGCCCUGCUCGUCCGCAACCUGGUCACAGAGCUGAAGCCGCAGGCGCUGGCGGGCGCCGUGCCCUGCCUGCCCGCCUACAUCCUGUACAUGUGCGUGCGACACGCCGACUACACCAACGACGACGUCAAGCUGCACUCACUGCUCACGGCCACCAUCAACGGCAUCAAGCGGGUCCUCAAGAAACACGGUGACGACUUCGAGAUGACGUCCUUCUGGCUGGCCAACAGCUGCCGGCUCCUGCACUGCCUGAAGCAGUACAGUGGGGACGAGGCCUUCAUGACGCAGAACACGGCCAAGCAGAACGAGCACUGUCUGAAGAACUUUGACCUCACUGAGUACCGCCAGGUGUUGAGUGACCUGUCCAUCCAGAUCUACCAGCAGCUCAUCAGGGUGGCCGAGGGCGUCCUGCAGCCCAUGAUCGUGUCGGCAAUGCUGGAGAACGAGAGCAUCCAGGGCCUGUCGGGGGUGAAGCCCAUGGGCUACCGGAAGCGCUCGUCCAGCAUGGUGGACGGCGAGAACGCCUACUGCCUGGAGGCCGUCAUACGCCAGAUGACCGCCUUCCACACCGUCAUGGGCGACCAGGGCCUGGACCCCGAGAUCAUCCUGCAGGUGUUCAAGCAGCUCUUCUACAUGAUCAACGCCGUGACCCUCAACAACCUCCUGCUGAGGAAGGACGUCUGCUCCUGGAGCACGGGCAUGCAGCUCAGGUACAACAUCAGCCAGCUGGAGGAGUGGCUGCGGGGCCGGAACCUGCAGCAGAGUGGGGCGGCCCAGACCCUUGAGCCCCUCAUCCAGGCAGCACAGCUCCUGCAGCUGAAGAAGAAGACCCCCGAGGACGCUGAGGCCAUCUGCUCCUUGUGCACGGCCCUCAGCACCCAGCAGAUUGUCAAAAUUUUAAACCUUUAUACGCCCCUGAAUGAAUUUGAAGAAAGGGUAACAGUGGCCUUUAUACGAACGAUCCAGGCACAGCUUCAAGAGCGGAAUGACCCUCCACAGCUGCUGCUCGACUUCAAGCACAUGUUUCCGGUUGUGUUCCCAUUCAAUCCCUCUUCUCUGACCAUGGACUCCAUCCACAUCCCAGCGAGUCUCCAUCUGGAGUUCCUCAGUGAGGUCUGAGCACGCCACGCGUCCAUCUGGGUUUCGGUUCCCCGGGAGGGCCGCGAAGGAACUAGAGACAGUGACAGCCUCCAGACAGAGGGUGGAACGCUACAAAAUAAGACACCUCUGUGAUAUUUUUUUUGUACCUAAAACUCAGAAUAAAAGCACUUGAACUAUGGAAGAUUUUCUUAAAGAGUGA
Molecule: messenger RNA, 6079 nt
Organism: Sorex fumeus (smoky shrew)
Lineage: Eukaryota; Metazoa; Chordata; Mammalia; Eulipotyphla; Soricidae
Gene: MYO5B
Product: myosin VB
Exons: 40
Coding region: 355-5898 (1847 amino acids)
Biological process (GO): vesicle transport along actin filament; actin filament organization
Cellular component (GO): actin cytoskeleton; cytoplasm; myosin complex
Molecular function (GO): microfilament motor activity; ATP binding; actin filament binding
Source: RefSeq, a predicted model, not a curated record